Molecule: messenger RNA, 2526 nt
Organism: Lytechinus variegatus (green sea urchin)
Lineage: Eukaryota; Metazoa; Echinodermata; Echinoidea; Temnopleuroida; Toxopneustidae
Product: protein-glutamine gamma-glutamyltransferase K-like
Exons: 14
Coding region: 193-2418 (741 amino acids)
Biological process (GO): peptide cross-linking
Molecular function (GO): protein-glutamine gamma-glutamyltransferase activity
Source: RefSeq, a predicted model, not a curated record
GGUUUCGAAAGUGCAUGGGUGUGUAGGGGAGGGGAGCUGGUUCUGUGUAAUUCUCUCUCACAGUUAGGCCUAUAUAAUGACAACAAACUCGAGAUCGUGCAUGGGUGCCUCAGAAGGUUUAUCAGUAUUGAGAGUGAAACUAACAGAACAGCAAUAGACAUUGAAUUUUGGUCUACAUGUACAUAGCACACCAUGGAAAUGAGUGAAGCUUCUAUAAGACUUGCUCCACCACCGGCUGCAGGUCGCUCUGUCAACGUAGCCGAGGCAGAGAGGGCAUAUCUCGGAGAGAGAUGGGAUCGAGCGGAAGCCCCCUCCAAACCUGAUGAACUCGGCGUGAAGAAUUUUGACUUUGAGUUGGUGACAAACCGUAAACAUCACAACACCGCAGACUAUGAGAUCAGGAACCUAUUCGUCAGGCGAGGGCAGCCCUUUGAGCUUACUGUCACUUUCAAUAAGGCCCCAAGAGAGGAGUUAUUGACGCUUCAGUUGGCUGUUAUAGGUUCAAAAGUUUAUUCUGAAAAUCGCGGAACGGUGAUUCGCUUGCCCUUCAGUCGGUCAGAGUCAGAAACCCGAGGCGACUGGGGAGUCUACGUUCGAGGCGUCGAUGGUGCCAAGUACUCCCUCCUGGUCAGCAGUCCUCCGGAUGCCAUUGUAGGCCGGUAUCUCGCCUCUGUCAUCAUAAAGGAUAAAGUGGAUGCAGAACCGAGAUAUUUCAAACAGACUGACCCAAUCUACAUGCUCUUCAAUGCGUGGUGCCGUGAGGAUGGCGUCCAUAUGGACGGAGACACUGAAAAAUGGGAGUACGUUCUCAACGACUACGGCUUCAUCUUCUUUGGACGGGAUCAACCUGGAAACCAGUUUGCUCGACCGUGGGUCUUUGGCCAAUUUGGAGAUGUAACCACCAAAGUGGUGUUUGAUCUAUUAGAAACAUGGGUCCGAGAGAAAUCUCGUCGUGACCCAGUCAUCGUUUCCAGAAUGUUCACCCAUUUUGUGAAUUCAUCUUCUGGGAGUGAUAAGCAAGGAUUGCUCGUCGGAAACUGGAGCGGAGAUUAUGAAGGAGGUGAGAAACCAACAACUUGGACUGGCAGUACCAAAAUCUUUGAAACGUACGCUAAGUCAGGCAAGGCUGUCAAGUAUGGCCAGUGUUGGGUGUUCAGCGGGGUGCUGUGCACCGUCAUGCGUUGCCUAGGUAUUCCCUGCCGAAGUGUGACCAACUUUUCCUCGGCUCAUGACACCGAUGCUAGCAUGACUGUGGAUACUGUGCUGGACGCUGAAACAGAAGAGGAGAUUGACUAUCUCAGUCAAGAUUCUGUGUGGAACUUUCACGUUUGGAAUGAGGUUUAUUGCAGCCGGCCUGAUCUCCCCUUCAUGAUGGGCGGGUGGCAGGUCAUCGAUGCUACACCUCAAGAAACUAGCGAAGGUCUUUUCCAGAUGGGGCCUUCGCCAAAAACUGCCAUCAAGCAAGGCUUGACUUACCUGAAAUAUGACACCAAAUUUGCAUUUGCAGAGGUCAAUGGCGAUCGCAUAACCUGGUUGGCAACCAAAAGAGGAUUUGGACUUCCACCGGAAAUGACUAUAUUAUCUGAGAAGAAGAACGUCGUCGGGAAGUUCAUCAGUACGAAGAAACUCCCAUUGGGACCAGGCGGCUACGUGGGCCGAUGGCGGUGCCGGGAGGAUAUUACUCAUGAGUACAAAUUUGAAGAAGGCAGUGAAGAGGAACGCAACGCCGUGGAACGAGCAGUUUCAUAUGGCACCAGGCCAAACACUUACCGACCCGACAAAAAGCCAGACGACGUUGAGAUCGAGAUCGUGCUAGCGGAGGAGAGGCCCGUAGGAAGCGAUAUUGAAGUCAAGGUGGCGAUCGACAACAAGAGCAAGGAUUCUCGAACUGUUGCUGUGAGCAUGAUUGCCUAUAUGAGUUACUAUACAGGUGUGCUGAAAGGCAAGAUCAAGAACACAAAGAAGGAACUUACCGUUGCAUCUGGCAAGUCUACCCAUGUCCUUGAUUUGGUCACAGUGGGGCAGUAUGCAGAGUUUCUGGUUGAUCUGGCUUGCAUGAAGUUCUCUGUCUUCGGGAAAGUCAAGGAAACUGGCCAACAGGUUGUGAGCCAGGACUCUGUCUACCUCACCACUCCUGAUCUGAAGACCGAGUACAAGAUCGUAGGUUACGAUGUCGAAGUCGAGACAGAGUUCGUGAACCCUCUGCCGUUUGAACUCACCAGGUGUACUAUCAACUAUGAGGGCGCCAAACUUGUGCGCUCGACGACGGCAUUUGUCAAUGAUGUACCUGCGAAAGGCAUCUUUAAACACAAGAUGAGGUUUUCUCCACAAGAGAAGGGAACGAAGAAACUUGUCAUCGACUUUGACUCCAAGCAAAUUGGCAACAUCACAGACAUCGUCGAAAUAGAGAUCCCAUAGAAUGUGUAAAUCACGUCCUCUUGUAUUAAAGUGGCAACAUCACAGACAAGAGCGAAAUAGAGAUCCCAUAUAGCAUUUGUAAAAUUACCUUCUCUUAUUGUAUUAAAU